AUGGGAAAGCCAGAAUCUCUCCAGAAAUCAUCAGUGGAGAGGUCACAAUCGUCAAAUUCGAUAUCAUCGUUACUGAGAAAUCGCUUUAAAAAGACUCAGCAGGAAGAUAACAAACAACAAAAGAGCCCACAGACAGAGAUAGCAGAGACAGCAGAACAAAAUGGCAGUAUUGCGCAGACCACUGAGGAACAAGACCUGACGCUCGAGCAGUACCGCAAUCAAAUGAAAGAGCAGUCUACAGCAUCCCAAGAAGACCUUUGUCAUCCACAGGACGGAUUUCUCAACAGAUGGGGAUUGUGGGGCCAAGAGCAACAGUCGAAUUGGUCCGGCUGGAUGGGGCCUUUUGGACGCAAAGCGGAGACGCAAUCACAGACCAAUGCUACUAGUAAUGAAAUAGAAAGAAACGCCCGCGGGUGGUGGGGGUGGCCGUGGUCAGCAGCAGCUUUGGAGAAUUCGAAAGAUCAAGCGUCAGUGCGAACAAGCGAGGAUGAGCGAGUGAAAACAGCGAUCGAUCAACUAUCUGUGCUGGGGCCGCAAAUACAGCGAACAACAUCAUGGGCAUUCGAAACUCAUUAUGGAGACAAAGGAGGCGAGCUAAGCAUUUUCGGUACAUCGACUUCAAAUUCGCCUGUUCAUUGUGAGUCGCUACCAAAGACACAGUAUGAAAAUCAAGAAGCUUCAGUCGAGAAGCUAGAAGAAUCAUUUUGUGAUGUCGUACCGGAUCUAACGUACACGUACCGCGAUUUAACUAGGAGGACCAAAUUGCGACUUUUGCUAUCAAAGAUAUGCCCCGUUCUAUUGGUCCCUCCAGAAAUGCACUUAUACCAUGAUCCGACGUUCAACCAACCAUUGUCGGACAAAGUAGAGACGAAAAAGGCUCUUGUGAUAUCUAUUCAUGGUUUCCUUCCCUUCAAAAUGAUCAAAUCGCUUAUCGGUCAGCCUACAGGAUCUGCAGAUGUAAUGACAGGAAAGACUACGGAAUGCUUGCGUGAGUGGGGAAGAAAUCACGGGGUCAACAUGGAUAUAGAAACCAUAUCGAUGGAUGGCUCGGGAAGAAUUCUCGAGAGGGUCAACAGCUGUCUUUUUUUGCUGCUAGACAAUUGGCUAGACUCGAUUCUGACCUGCGAUUAUUUAUUCGUUGCUUCGCACUCUCAAACAGUGCCCGUGGCAAUCCAUAUCAUAUCGCGACUCAUAACUGCUGGGUAUCUUGACAAUAUUGAAAAGGCAGGAUUAAUAAGCAUCUCAGGGGUGUGUCUUGGUCCUUACAAGGGACUCGACUCGAGGCUGUCCGUCAGAGCCUACACUCCUUUUGAAAACGAAGUCCUGAUGGAGCUCUUUGAUUUCCAAGACGACGAAACCGUUCAAAGCAAAGAGCUCGUUCGACAUAUCGAUAUUCUUUUGCGCAAAAACGUUAAGCUGACUUUCGUUGGCUCGAUGGAUGACCAAUUUGUUCCGCUUUAUUCGUCUAUGUGCGCUCAUCUCAAUCAUCCCAACAUAUAUAGAUGUGUCUACAUGAAAGACGACACUCCUGCAUUUUUGAGGCAGCUUGUGACUCUGGUGAUGAUUGUGCGAAACCUAAACUACGACGAUCACGAAUUGUUAGUUGAAAUCAACAGCUAUUUACAAGGCACUUUGGGAGCAGGAAGUCACGGCAAUAUAAUAACUAACAAAAACGUUUACCGGGCAGGAAUCGCCAAUACACUAGAAACGUCAAACUCGAUUGUCCAGCAUUGUUUAAAUGUGAAAACGAUUAACGUUAAGAAGUUUUGCUUCAACCAAUAUCAUCUGCCUUGGUGUCUGCGAGGAUUUUUGCAAGAGGUGUUGAAAUUGCGCAAUUUCCCCGCCCGAAAGCUGUUGCAAAAUUUGUUUGACGCCUACAGACAAUGGGAUCCCCAGUCAAAACAGCACAAAGACCUCAAGUACACAAUCGAAGUUUUAGGCAAGUCGCCUAUUGCGGAAUUGUGUAUGGAUUAA
Molecule: messenger RNA, 1974 nt
Organism: Ogataea haglerorum
Lineage: Eukaryota; Fungi; Ascomycota; Pichiomycetes; Pichiales; Pichiaceae
Exons: 1
Coding region: 1-1974 (657 amino acids)
Source: RefSeq, a predicted model, not a curated record